Liolophura sinensis is the source of this 5131-nucleotide messenger RNA. Its product is annotated as RNA polymerase II-associated protein 1-like. The record is from RefSeq and is a predicted model, not a curated record. The transcript has 32 exons. Lineage: Eukaryota; Metazoa; Mollusca; Polyplacophora; Chitonida; Chitonidae. The coding region runs from base 166 to 4242 and encodes 1358 amino acids. Gene Ontology annotation, biological process: transcription by RNA polymerase II.
CAGCUCCCAUGUGUGCCGUGCUGGGGCGGUAGGAAAAGAUAAAUUGAACAAAUAAUGCUUUGACAUAGCGUUAACUUCUGUGAUGACCUAAGCACUGGCUCCACAUUCUUACUGUUGUAGGAUAUCUAGGCCUUGUAACAAGUGUCUGUCAAAGAUAAUCCAGUUAUGUUGAACAAAAGACCCAAACCUGGGGACACAGAGGAAGAUCUACUGAAAUUUCAACAGGAGUUCCUAUCAGGACAGAUAACUCCGUCAGCCAGCCUGGUUAAAAAACCAGGAGAUAAGAGGAAAUCUUCCCAGCCUGGACAACAUGAAAGUGUGGGCUUGACCGGAUCAGGGCGAGAUGUUGUGCAGCUACAAGGUUUACCAAGCAAAGCACCAACUAUGUCCCCAAUUCCACCAGUCAAGAAAUCAAGGUUCAAGGCUUCCAGGGAGGGAAAAUCUAGACAUUCUGUUUCAACACAGGAUAUGGAGGAUCCUGAACAUACGAUAGACAGUCAUGAUACAUCUACAGCAGCCAUUCUCUCUGAUAUUAUCGAGCGAGACACAAGAAGUGCUGGGAUUUACUUCCCAUCAUCUAGUGCUCAUGGUUUUCCAACAGUUCUUCACAGGGGUUUUCUAGGCACAAGAACAAGCUCUUCCAGAGAAAAAAAUACAAAAAGUAUCUUUGCACAGCAGAUGGAAAAUUCCUCACCAGCGGAAUUUGGUGUCAUUGUACAUGAUGGGCAGAGUGUAGGGACAACUAUCCACUCAGGGCGUAAUAGAGCUGGAAACUUGCUGGAACACAAGCAAGAUGGCUCCCACAUUUUACAAGGGGCUGGGGUUUCUAAGAAGGAGGUUGAGAGAAUUCAUUAUGAAAAUCUGUCACAAAUGGCAUCCAUGUCUGAAGAGGACAUCCUGAGUGAGCAGAAAAAACUACUGGAGACAUUAGACCCCAAGCUGGUGGCUUUUCUAAAGUCUAAGAAGGCUGCAAAACUUGACGAAGUCAGUGAUGAACAAAGCCAAUUGGAAGUCGAAAAACAAGUUACGGUGGAAACAAGUGCUGACUUGGUUUCUAAAAAAGAAGUUGCCAUGGAAACUAGUGUUGACUUGAAAGCAGCAGGUGACACCUUUAAACCAGAAGUGACAAAUGAGGAUUUGCCCCUAGAGGUGGACAAGGACUGGGUUCAUAUGGAUGUGGUUGAGUCAGACAAACUGGCCUGGAUGAAGGACCUACCUCCUCCAAGGGCAGAUAACUCUCAGACAGAACAGCCAGCGCGUUUCGAUUUCCUUGGUAACGUUCUUCCUGGAGACUCUGACCUUCCUGUGACCUUGGGUUUACAUCACCAUGGAGAUGAACCAGAGAGAGCUGGUUACACCCUGGAAGAACUAUUCCAGUUGUCCAGGAGCUCUAAUGUCCAGCAGAGGUGUCUCGCACUUCAGACCCUGGCUAAGAUCAUCAUAAAGGCUAAAGAAGGGUGUUUUGUCCACUUACUGCAGUCUGCCAUCUUGCCCAUUGUGCUCGAUGCAGGCCUGAUGUUUCUGCUGCGCUGGUCGUUGGAUGACAGUGUGGAGGCUGUCAAUACCGCUGCGCUGGCUGUGUCACAUGCUGUCCUUGUGAACACAGCAGAUGAGGCGGCUUUAGACCAGGUAUUUGAUUGGCCGGGUGGGGUGGCCCUUGUGGCUCAGUGUCCCAGGGUAACAGUCCAGGAAGCUCAGGAACAAUCUGGUGAGAGGAAGGAAGAGCAGGUGGAGGAUGUGGAUGCUGAUGUGUUGAAAAAAGACCUUAUUCAGGGGUUGGUAUCCCGUAUGACUAUACUGCCACGACUGCGCCAUUACCUGACUGUACUGAGGCCCCAGGCUCCACCUGUCCUCCACAUCCUGGCUAUCCUCACCCGAAUUGCACGUCAUUCUCAGACCACAGCAUACCAGUUGAUGAACUGCCCAUCACUCAUAGAAACCAUUGUUAAAGAAUUUCUGCCAACCAGUUGGACUGCUUCUGAUGUCACUCAGCCUGUGUCCUGUCUCUAUGGUUACCCUGUGCCAGCUGCUGUUAGACUCCUCAGAACCAUAGCUCAAGCUGGAAGAAACAUGGCUGCUAUUCUGGUUUCUAGGCACAGUGUUCUGUCACAGUUGAUGGUUUACCUUUCAUUGAACACAUGUGACAUAAAUUUAGCCCGGGGAGAGGCAGUGUCAUUACAGAUGGAGGCUUAUCGCUUCUGGAGAGUGUGUCUACUGUAUGGUAUCGGAACACAGCAGUAUCUAGACCUUUAUCCAACACUGAUGGAGAGGUUGACAAAAGCCCAAGGUCAGAGGCUCUCAGAUGAUACUCUUAAUGACCUGAACUUGACAACGGCCCUGAUCAAUGUGCUCCAGGCUGUUGUUGUCGUAGCAGGUUCGGAGAUAAAUCACCUGUCCAGAAGUUCUGCAGAGGGAUGUGCAGAUGAAGACUCACAUCAACCCGCUGACCUCUUACCUCUUUCCUGGUCACAUGUGGCUGGGCUACUACUCCCUGUCAGGGCACUGUGGGAAAAACAAAAGACACAGAUUGUGGAAAACUUCCAAAAUAAGAAACAGAGUUUAACUUUGGCAACUUCACUCAUAGAUUUCUUGAAGACUUUUUACUGCCUCAGUGAAAAACAGAUUGGUGCAGACACUGUGGAGCUGUUAGAAGAACUGGAACAGUUGAGCUCUGCUCUAAUUAACAUGUGGAGAUCUUUAGGGUUCCAGGCCAUUCUAAGUUACCUGAGCCAUCAUUCCAACAUCCUGACAGAACAUACUCAGACUUGUGGAGAGUCCUCAGACAAUCUGCCAGAGUUGACCUCUGGCCUCGUCUCAGGUCAAGGUCACCCUCUACCCAUACUACAGCCUCAUUCUCCUGUUCCAUUCAUCACCAGUGUACUCAGUCUUACUCACACAUUGCUGUCAGUUGUGAUUGGAGAGGCAUAUCUUACAUCAUACCUGAGGAAAAUUGUCUCAAGAACACAGAUUUCUCCAUUAAAUAGUAACUUCUUCACGAAGUUUGAAAACCUUCUGCAAUAUUAUAUCAUCAAGCUGUCAUGUCUGAUGACCCACGUCGAAACCAGAGUGCAUCAUGAGGCAGGUCUGUGUUUGCUGACCAGACUUCAGUAUGGAGAUGAACACCUUGUUCAUGAUCUCAUGUCAUGUGUCAUCUAUAAUACAGCCUUUGUCAGAGAAAGUCAAGAAGAAGAGUUGACCAGAGAGGGUUUAGAAAGGAUGACAUUAUCAUCUGAAACUACACAUCUGAGGUCAGCCACACAGGAAGAGGUCCCAGGCUACACGGUCGCAGCUAUUGAGGGAUGCUGUUACCCACCUGUCCAGUAUCAGAGCAAGUUACCUUACAGCAUUUGGUCACAUGACCCAGGCAGUUCACACCUCCAGGUGCACAUGUGGUACAACUUUGAUGAAAAUUACCUAAAGAGCUCAGGAGAUAUUGUAUGUGAUCACUCCACAUCAUCUCCUGCCCUGGUACAUUUGGUCUCCAAUUGUCUGGCAUGGAUUUACCUUCUGGAGUGCUGGCGACCUUCACACCUGGCUCAGGUGCCAGUCACUCUCAGGGUCACCAGAGUCAUGUGUGUCUUUCUAGCAGGUAAUGAUCUGUUUCUGGACCGUCGUAUCCAUGGUUACUUGGCAGCUCUACUGAGAGAAUAUACUAAACCUAAGCACCUGGAUAAGCUGGACUUUGAGGCUGAUAUACCUGGCCUCACAUGCUUCUAUGAUUUGUACAUAAAUGUGCUCCAGCAGUAUCAAGCAGUCUCCUUUGGCGACUCUCUGUUUGGCUGUUAUGUCUUGGUUCCUCUGCAACAACGACACAACUUUUCUCUUAGGAAGGCGGUGUGGGGAGAGUACAACAACAUCCUCAGAACACUCUUCAUCCCAGUAAAGGAGUUAUUGGUCCCAUUAAGUUAUUACCUGGAACCAGAGGAAAGGAAUGUUGAGUUAAUUCGCCUGUACACCCAGUGCCUUUUCUCUCAGACCGUACGCCCUGUUUGGGCCCCCGUCAUGUACCUUAUAGCAGUUCAUCAUGUCAACAGGUUCAUGUACACACAAGAUGGCCGCCAUGCAGCAUUGAAGCAUCUCAUUAUCAAGCAGCUGCUGUCUUGUCCAAAUGAGGAUUUGAAGAAACACCUGUUGUAUUACAAAUCCGCUGAUGCGGAUGCGCCGCAUGGAAUGACGUUGUAUGAAGAGUUAUCCGCUAUGAGGCAGAAGCUCAUUACAUCAGUGAGAGACAGCAAAGAAUGAACCUACUUCUAUUGGCUAUUUUGUCCGCGGAAUCGUUAUUCAGCGGAAGCAGUCAGCUUGUCUAUUUGAUUAGAGAAGUCUGGUUAGCAAGAAAGCCAUUUUGAUCUUGUAAUAAGACAACAUGUCUAUGUCCAACGAGGUUUGCUUACUGUUGUCGGCAGUGACAUUUGAGGUGUUUAUAAGGAUGUGCUACCAUAAAGGUAGAAUUCAAGAUCCACGAACAUCGGGUCACUUCACUCGGACGAGGCAGCGAGGUAAAAGGAUAACAUGACAGAGUAUAGGGAAAUAAACAACACAGGGCGAUAUUCAGAGAAGUAGGGCUGAUAAAAACCGGAAAUUAUUGUAUGUAAGACAACAGAAUACUGUGCACAGCAUAUGGAAAUUCAACAAAACCUGGUUUCUGACUUAUUUAUCCCUGAGUUUUAUAUUAUCUCCCAUGUUAUUUUAACAAUGUUUUCACCUCCGUGUGUGAGCGAGUGUACGUGUUGGUGCAAAUAAAACCGCAAAUGCCCGGAUGUCCUUGGUCUACGGUGUAACUUAAGUCCACAUGAGAGACCAUGCGGGGACAGUGCACAAAAGAUGAACAUUACAUUCACUUGUAUGUCUUAAUUAAUUAUUUAAUUAAUUAAUUAAUUGCAACGCGACACUUUUACCGACACUCAGUUGAAUAUAUAUUUAAUAUAUGGGUGUAUAGAUGUAAUGAAUAGUGAACAAUUUUGACAUUAACAUGCAUUAUUUAAAGAACAUGUCAAUCAACAGCCUGCGGACGAUCGUGGGUUUUCCCCCGGGCUCUGUCCGGUUUCCUGCCACCAUAAUACCGGCCGCCGUCGUAUUAGUGAAAUAUUCGUGAGUGUGGGGUAAAACACCAGUCAAAUAAAUAAAUAAUUGU